AUGGUCUCACUGACAGUCACUGAAGUGGAUGUUUUACUGUCAGAUCCACCAGAGCCAAAGACCAGAGCUGGAUUCUUAAAAUAUUCAUGUGAAAUCACACUGGAUCCAAACACAGCACACAAACAGCUGUUAUUAUCAGAGGGGAACAGAAAAGUAACAUUAACGGAACAACAGUCUUAUUCUGAUCAUCCAGACAGAUUCACUGGAUGGUUUCAGGUCCUGAGUAGAGAGAGUCUGACUGGACGUUGUUACUGGGAGGUGGAGUGGAGAGGGGGAGGAGUUGAUGUAGCAGUCGCAUACAAGAAUAUCAGCAGAGCAGGGAGUGUGAAUGAAUGUAGAUUUGGACUUAAUGACAAAUCUUGGUCGUUAGAUUGUAACAACAACAGUUAUACAUUUUUGUACAACAACGUCCAAACUCGUGUCUCAGGUCCUCGUUCCUCCAGAGUAGGAGUGUACCUGGAUCACAGAGCAGGUAUUUUGUCCUUCUACAGCGUCUCUGAAACCAUGACUCUCCUCCACAGAGUCCAGACCACAUUCACUCAGCCGCUCUAUGCUGGACUGAGGCUUUACUACGAUUAUGAUGAUGAUUGUGGAGCCACAGCUGAGUUGAUUAAAGUGAAAUAGACUGAAGUCUUUCAUAUUGUGGGUUUAAAUCUGUGUUUUAGUUUCAUUUUAUUUUCUCUCCAUCAUUUCUGCACAGAGAUCAGCUGUCAGUCAAACAUUAUGGGUGGUACCUCCACAUCUUCUAGUUGUUCUCUUGAUGUUUCUGAGUUUUUAAAGGAGAUCUUUCCUGUGACUGUUUAUGGAGGCUAUCACUGCUCAUCAUCAUUUUCAUUUACUAAAAUAUUUCUCCACAUGAAAAUGUAAACUUCUCUAUCCUGUAAAUGUUUCUGGAAUAUUUGUAUUGAAAAAUGUCGACAUUUCUCUUUAUGAGUAUGGCAGACCAUGUGUGUGUGUUUGUGUUUGUUUUUGUCAAAAUCAUCAAACAAAUGAGGAAAAACUGUGAUUUUAAUGAAUGAAUUCAUAUAUUGUGUUGAUGUUUUAUUGUGUGAAUAAACUGGAAGGUUUGACUAUAAAUCAAACUUUGAACAAAGU
Messenger RNA from Oreochromis niloticus (Nile tilapia), 1095 nucleotides. Its product is annotated as tripartite motif-containing protein 16-like protein. Lineage: Eukaryota; Metazoa; Chordata; Actinopteri; Cichliformes; Cichlidae. Gene Ontology annotation, molecular function: protein binding. Bases 1 to 624 code for a protein of 207 amino acids. The transcript has 2 exons. The record is from RefSeq and is a predicted model, not a curated record.